ACUAAUUCACGUUGAUUUGUUUACAACUUGUUACAGUUAAGUUGAUUGGUCGAUUCAUUAUAGUCGCAAACCCAGAUGCAUUGUAUCAAUAAAUAAUCCCAUCAUGCUUAACGACACACGCAACCAAGUGAGUAUGACGUAUUUCCGUUCGCCUUUCCAGUUCGCUCGAAGAGUAACUCGAGACUACCAAUUAUAUGAGUCAUAGUAACACGAGUGAGUUCGAUGACGUCAGUUCGAGUACAACACGAAAAACUCGAGACUAAGGGCCCAGCUGUAUGGACUUGUGUGUCUAAUAAUGGGAAAGUUAUUUAGCUGGAUGUACUUGUAUGGCUGGUUAUCCAUUCUCUUCUUAAAUUUUCAUCAAGUGGAAAUGAAUAACUGGAACGAUUGAAUACAUGGAAAAUCUCAACGCAUCAUGUUUUUGCGUACAUUGCAAACAGCUUUAAACCACUUAUAAAACUUUCUCUGGCUAUUAUGGCAGCAAACCGCUGCACUAUGGGUACGUUCGUAAAGUCGAACGAGUUAAACGAGAAUGACGUCAUCGUUAUUCUUAUUUAUCAAUAGUUAGACUUUUCGAACGAUUCGUUUAUAACUAAAUGGAUUUUUCUAAAAUCGAAAAUGUGAAUGUUGUUAAUGUAGCCUUAUCCGAAAUAUUUUUCUUAGAUUGCUGCGGGUGGACAGUUAUUUCAAUUAUUUCACAUUUUAAUUCACAAUUUAAACUCGAGUAGAUUUAGAAACAUCGAUAUCAUCGGGCGCCAUUUUCUUAACGAAGUAAACUAACUCUUUCCUUCGUGAACUUCGUUAGAGUUUCUUUCGAAACGUCAUCACCGCAGAGCAUGCUCACUGGGCGAUAUUACUACUAUUCGAACGAUUCGUUACUAACUCGUUUGACUUUACGAAGGUACCCAAUAUCUACCAGAGGAUCUAUUCUGAGCUCUUCCGAUAACUGAACGAGAGCGAUAUACGGGACAUUCGAUAAGUCCCCUUAGCGAAAGGCAGUUAACGAACCUUACAAAUUGCUAUUCUGAUCUCUACGUUAAGUGUGUUUCGCUACGGGUAGUCGGUCGAGAUGCGUCUGGGUUCCGUGCUAUCGAUAGCUAUUACGCUUUAACCAAUCACGGUUUAGUUAACAUUGUAUUUUUGUCACGUGACUGCAACCCGCCACUUUCUAAGCGAAGCACGUGCUCAUUACAUUGUCCUGUAGCAGCGUUAGUGAAAUAAUUUUUACUUUCGUUUUAAAAUGUCUAAAAAAGCACAACGAAGCCAGCGAACCACAAGUCGCCAGUUUGAGAUGCUUCUUAAUUUUAUCGAAGAACACCCUAAAUUAAUGUCGGGGAAAUUAGAUUCUUCGUUUACUGCAAAAGAUCGCCAGAAAUUGUGGCAAGAAAUAGCCGACCGUCUGAAUUCCGAUGGAGUCGGCUCACAAAAAGAUCCGGAAAAAUGGCGAAAAACUUGGAGUGACUGGAAGGCAAACAUUAAAAGUAAAGCCUCACAAAUAAAAAAAUCAACAUUUCAAACAGGAGGUGGGCCUUCAGUUAAUCAAACAUUAACUGAAGUUGAAGAGAGAGUUUUAAAUUUAAUUGGUAUAACUGCUGUUUACGGAGAAUCCCAAAUUGAUGAGGCAGGAGUUCAGGAACCAAAUGGUGCACAAGAGUUGAGAGAAAGUGCAAAAGACUUAUUAAACUGUAUGAUUGACAAUACUAAUUCUUGUGUACAAUCAAAUAAUUCUACUUGUAUAAAUGAAGAAUAUCCAUCUAAUCAAAAUGCAUAUUUCGAACUGCCUCCAAGUGAUUGCAACCCAACUGAUUGUCUACAUUUGAAUACUUCAUUAAGAAAUGUUAACAGAAAAAAAAGAAAACAUGAAAAAUCUGUUGGGGAAUGUAUAGCAGAAAGCCUUAAGAGAACAGAUGAAAAGUUGCUCAUUUUAAAAAAUAUACAACAAGCAAUGAAUGAAAUAGCAAAAAAUAUUGAAAGGAAGGCAGCAGCAGAAGAAAGGAAGGCAGCCGCAGAAGAAAGGAAGGCAGCCGCAGAAGAAAGGAAGGCAGCCGCAGAAGAAAGGAAGGCAGCCGCAGAAGAAAGGAAGGCAGCCACAGAAGAAAGGAAGGUAGCAGCCGCAGAAAACAGGGCUGCUGCUUUGCAUGAAAUUGCUGCUUCAUUAAGGAAUUCUAUAACAGAAGCAGAAAAUCAAUAAAUUAUUUCACAGUAAAAAAGGUCCUUUUCAGGGUUAUUCAUCUAUACUAAUAUUAUAAAGAGGUAAUGUUUGUAAGUACAGUAUGUAUGUAAGUUUGUUUGCAGCAGGUAAUCUCUGAAACUAGUCAUCCGAUUUCAAA
This is a messenger RNA of Centruroides sculpturatus (bark scorpion), 2330 nucleotides long. Its product is annotated as caldesmon-like. Gene Ontology annotation, cellular component: nucleus. NCBI's taxonomy places the organism in Eukaryota, Metazoa, Arthropoda, Arachnida, Scorpiones, Buthidae. The transcript is spliced from 4 exons. The record is from RefSeq and is a predicted model, not a curated record. Bases 1241 to 2191 code for a protein of 316 amino acids.